Dovyalis caffra is the source of this 2187-nucleotide messenger RNA. NCBI's taxonomy places the organism in Eukaryota, Viridiplantae, Streptophyta, Magnoliopsida, Malpighiales, Salicaceae. The record is from the annotation of a GenBank genome assembly.
AUGUCUGAAGACGUUCAGAGAGUAGUGGUGAUCCAAGAUGCAACGCGGGAGGUUAGUCCGAUCGCAAUCAGAUGCGUCCUGAAAGGAUUUUCACUUAAGCCUGGAGAUGCAAUUAUACUCUUUGGAGUUCUUCACCAGGUUAAUAAUCCUAGUACGUUAUCUUUCACUGAAGUGGGAUACAAGGUCAAGGUGGACUCAAAAUCAAUGUUUGCGUUAAACCCAAAACUCAUUGCAGAAGAAGUCUCCAAAAAGGCAGAAGAGUACAAUAGCAACGUGGAAAUUAUGGAAAUCGCUAAGCAGUGUAAAAUGGAACAGAUUGAGUUCCGUGUAGAAGUCCGUGCUGGAUCUACUCCAAAGGAGCUUGCUCUGAAAGCUGCUAAAAAUUUCAGGGCAACAUGGGUGAUACUUGACAGGCAAAUGAAGAAAGACAAGAAAUACUUCAUGGACAAGCUUCCAUGUGCAAUAUCAAGGAUGAAGCGUAACAACACCAUUGAACAACUGAGAGGCCCAAAGAACCCAAAAGUUAAGAGCAAAAGUGGAGACAAAUUACAAGCAGAUGGAAAAGACAAGGGCAAAGAACAAGAGGAAGAAAAGGUACCAUAUGAUGAAAUGAUACCAGGGAGCCCAAAGCGCAGAAGGUCUGCCCGCAGUAGUCAGUUUGUGACGACGACCACAGCUUCUUCUUCGACUUCAGCUACUGGUUAUCAUGAAAAUGACACUCUAAGUUCUACUUUUAAAACUGCAAAGCAUGCCUACAUGAAUUUUCAAGAGGAAGAAAACACUACCAACGCAGAAAAAGAAACAGCAGGAAGACAAUCCUCGGCUGCAAAUACUUUGUCCGAACAGAGGGAAAAGGAGACAGCGACCCCAAAUGAAGAACCAAAGCAACAAAAGAAAAUUGAUGAUUGGAUGGGAGGGAGUCCUACAGAUGAGGUAUUCAAAAAUUCCAUUUGCUCAGUUUGCAAGAAUAUGCGGCCAAAGAUAGGAUGGAAGAGAGACUUCAGUUAUGCAGAGAUCCAUGCAGCAACAGAAGGAUUUUACAAAACAAAAUUCCUAUCGGAAGGUGGGUUCGGCUCUGUCUACAGAGGCGACCUGGACGGGCUGGCGUUUGCCGUAAAGAAACUCAACAGUGCAAGUUUCCAAGGAGAGAAGGAAUUCAAGUCUGAAGUUGAAGUACUCAGCAAAGUCAGACAUGAUAAUUUGGUCAUGCUGUUGGGAUCUUGUUCUGAAGGAAAGGACAGGCUGCUUGUUUAUGAAUAUGUGUGCAAUGGCUCACUAGACCAACAUUUAUCAAAACAUGCGCGCAAUCCUCUCGCUUGGGAAAAGAGGAUGAAGAUAGCUUUGGGAGCUGCCAGGGGACUAAAAUAUCUGCAUGAAAACAAUAUUAUCCACAGAGAUAUGAGGCCAAACAACAUUCUCAUUACCCAUGAUCACGAAGCACUGCUUGGAGAUUUCGGCCUCGCGAGAACUCAACAUGAAGACUCAGAGCAAUCCUUGGAGACAAGAGUUGUUGGAACUCUUGGAUACUUGGCACCAGAAUAUGCAGAAUGUGGGAAAGUGUCAACCAAGACAGAUGUUUAUUCUUUCGGGGUGGUGCUAUUGCAGCUGAUCACAGGACUAAAGACUACAGACAAGAUACUAGGAGGGAAAAGUCUUGUAGGAUGGGCAAGGCCACUACUGAAAGAAAGAAACUACCCAGAUUUAGUUGACCAGAGGAUCUUAGAGUCACACGAUGUCCAUCAACUCUUUUGGAUGGUUCGAGUAGCAGAAAAAUGUCUCAGCAGGGAUCCCCAGAAGCGAUUAACAAUGGAUAAGACAACAAAGGCUUGCCCAAUAAGAUUGGCUGAACCAGAUGAAUUGAAUGUGAAAGUGGUUUAUGCCCUAAACUACAUAAUAGAAAGCAACUCAACCUGCACUAUUGGAGAACUAACCCCAGCAAAAUCAGAUUCCCCAGUCCGUGCACGAGACUCUUAUGAAUCACCGGAUUAUGAUGAUUCAUGCUAUGCUGUAGAAACCUCGUCUACAAGCUUUACUACAGACACCAUGUCGACAAGCAGCACAAGUCACAGGAUGGACUGGAUAACGAAGGUUCGUCUUAAGGUCGAGGCGCUGUACUUCAUAGAGAUGGGGUUAGCUAGAUGUAAUGUCCAAGAGCUUCAGCUUCUUGAGAUAAUUAAUAUAUGUUGA